This is a messenger RNA of Opisthorchis viverrini, 2193 nucleotides long. RefSeq lists its product as hypothetical. NCBI's taxonomy places the organism in Eukaryota, Metazoa, Platyhelminthes, Trematoda, Opisthorchiida, Opisthorchiidae. The record is from RefSeq and is a predicted model, not a curated record. Gene Ontology annotation, biological process: attachment of GPI anchor to protein. The transcript is spliced from 7 exons. Gene Ontology annotation, cellular component: GPI-anchor transamidase complex. Bases 25 to 2052 code for a protein of 675 amino acids.
AUUUAUGUUGAUUCUACGUUUCAGAUGGCAGCUGAUAAACUGUCCCAGCCCACCGACCCUGUGGCCCCAUCUGGUCAAGAAGCAAAUGCAUUGUCAAUUAAUGAGGAACUCGCGAGAUUCAAGCCUACAGCGGCUGAAAACAAGCGUGUUUUGAUUAUAUCCCUUUUUUAUCUUUUCGUUGCUUUGUUCAUCGGUGUUCCGGUAUGGCUGAGGACAACUGCGACCUACCAGGCUCCACUGCCUUUUUGGGCUAUCAAAGCCUUGUGUUCGCGCCCAAUUCAUGUUCAAGUCCCGAUGGAUAUUAUCAGCUUCUCGGAGACAUUGCUACCGGAUGACCUGGCUGAGAUUCAGACUCAGCUUACGCAAUCGGUUGAUCCAACUCUUCGCUGUGGAUCGAUUCAGCAUACGACUGCUAAACUGAAAGUUGACUGUGAUGUCCGUACUCGCUUAGCAACUGAGCCUGAACUACAGUUUUACACGCACGCGCUUUCCAACAGUAUAAGCUUUAGUAAUUUUCUGAACAUGAUCAGUUCAGAACUCUUUGGUGAUUGCUCCUCUGCUGCCGAGCUAUCGCAGCUCGAAAACCAGCGGUACUCUUGCCCUUCCGACUCUUCGUUAUACACCUUGGUAGUGCUUCCACAAAAACUACCUUCUCUAUUCAACAUAUCGGAAGUUGCCUCAAACUUAGUUCAACGAUCCGCACAUCGCAAUCUGUUGUAUAUUGUGGAGCCAUUUGCUGGUACCAAGAGCGAGGGAAGACGAAAGUUAGCUUCUCAGAUAGCCGUCAUUAUGAAUUCCGUUCUCCUUCCAGUUACAGAAAUUGAACAUCUGACUGCCCCGUCAUCGGCUACCACUCAAGAAGAGGGAUCUCUCCAGUUAACCUAUUCCAGAGUCCCAUCCUCGUCGAUUUUCUCAAAGACUCGACAAUUGCCUCCGUCUACCGAUUAUGAUAUAAUGAUGACCAUCAUAACACAUUCUGGCGAAGCGCCUGUCGAAUUCCCACAGGGCAUGGAAUCCCUCGACUGGGCAUAUCAACUGCUUCUUGAUCCCACACCCUGGAUACAGUCGCAAUUGGAGGAGGUGUUCACUUCCUGGUUGCCAAAUGUCCGAUUUCAUUUCUCUUCACAGCGCCUUCAUGCAGUGGACACUGAACAGUUAGGUCACAGCCGUCUUAGUGAGGAUUACACUUAUCGGUAUUAUACUGCAGAUGAUCUGUCUAAUGUUGUUAACCAGCUGGAAUCCUUUCUGGGUGCGCCCCAGACUGCAUCGGCAGCCACCCGGGAUAUGGCUGGCACAAAACCGGGGCUCCAUCUCAUUCUUCUGUUGGCUAUGCCACUUAAUUCGGGAGUGGCGAAUGAUUCUUCAUCAGAUUGUCCCCUUCCCCUCAAGUUUCUUCUGCCCACACCUUCCGGAGAAUCAACCCUAACGGAUGUGGCUGUUGUACCGCAGUGGGGUGGACUCUUUUCCGUUGGUGCCCCCUCACCAUGUACACAACACGGCCAUAGGGCUGCACUUGUCAAGCGACAACUCAUCACAGUGAUUCGUUCGCUUCUGGGUCUCAGGGAGACCACACAAUCACUGGUUCGUUUCAACCCUGCUAUUCCAUCACCCGAUCGAUUUGGAAAAGUAGAUCACUGGGAGCUCGACAGUUGGUUCCUUCGUCGCACUGUGGAAAGCUUGCUAUCUAUUCGCAUGACAAUGACGGCUCUUGUGGAUCUGCUUUCACGCUUCCCCAAUAUGGUUGUCAAUGAUUAUGUCGCAUCCGAGGUAACGCUUUCGGUGAAUAUAUGGGCGCAAACUUUGGAUGAUCUGCGAAGUGUUAGACAUCUUUCGAAUACCACAGGUUUCGGUGGCAUAUUCAGUCGUGCACAGGACAGUCUGAGUUCAGUGGAUAGUGCCUUUUUCGACCACACGCUUUUAGGUCGUCUCUACUUCCAGGAGGAUCAGAAGUUCGGAAUUUACGUACCACUUUUUGUCCCCGUCGGAGUCGGUCUGCUUUUGUCCACGAAAAAUGCACUUCGCAUUCUGUUUCCCAAAGAACCUGUUCCAUAACAGACGAAUGUCCCGAGUGUCUGUGAUAGUAUGCGCUCAACUUCGUAUAUCCAUUAUGUAGUUUCUUAUUGAUAAUCUCAAUGUCCGUGUCAUGUUCCUAUUAUUUAUAGGUUCGUAUUUUUAAUACACGCUCUUGCGAAU